AUGUACGUGUAUUGCCUCUUGCUGCACCCGCGCUGGUCGGUCUUCGUGGGGGCGAGCGGAGGGGACAGCUCCACGUCCGCACUUUGGCUGGGGGAGAAGCUAUUUCGUCAUGCAUCGCGCGCUGGACUUGAGCUACAUGAGCGCCACGGACAAGGGAUCCGAGCUAACGAGUGUGACCGACUGCUUCCCAGGACGCCGACCGUACUGGAUUACCACUCGGACUGCCCGACGUUCUCGCUCGCCUUCUCCCCACUUGGCACGACCACUUCGACCCUCAAGCUCGCCGUCGGCUCCUACAACGAAUCGCGCGCCCACACCAGUUCGACCACCGCAUUCUCCUCCGCCGCCACGACCUCGAGCGGCCUGUCUUCGGCCUCGUCGGGCUCUUCGUUCGAGGACAUCAACAACUUGACCAUCAUCUCCCUCGAUCCGGCCUACCUCGACUUGGAGGACGUCCACCCCAACGAUUUCGAUUCUUCCUCCGCUUCCUCCCAGCAUGGUACUACUAACAACCACGACCACACCUCGCUCUCCAUCGAAGGCUACGUCCGAGCCCGCAACGGCCAACUGCUCCCUUCCCAAUCCGCCUUCCUCACCACCGCCCGAGCACCGAUGCCUUACCCACCCUCGGCGAUCUCCUUCAGUCCAGCGAGCCUCUCGAACCAAUUACAAUCCUCUAGUAUCGCAACCAAGGGCGAAACGACGAGGGAGAUGAUCGCGAGUAGUUCAGAAUGUUUGAGGUUGUGGGAUUUGGUCGCGAGCGAUGGGGAGAUGGUCGGGGCGAAUUCUUCGGGGGGUACGGGGUCGGGAUCGGCGGGGUUCGUCGGAGCCAUGGGCAGGAGGGCGAGUGCGGGGCCUCAGACUAGGUUGGUCGAGAGAGCAAAGUUGGCGAAUGUGAGUGUCGAGUCAUGCAAAGGCGUUUCUCGCGAGCGGGUCAGGUGGUGGGGGGCUGAUCCUUGCGUGAGAGUCGACGCUGCCAGUCCAAGCAGGAAUAUUCGGCACCGUUGACGUCGUUCUCGUGGUCGACGUUGGAGCCGACCCAUAUUGUCACUUCGUCGAUAGAUACGGUGAGUGGGGUCAGAUCUGGCACAUUGUCAAACUCCUUUUGCUGAUGCGCAACCUUGACCUCGCUUUCUGCAACUCGGGUGCUUGAUCCGAUCUUCUCCCGGCACGCACCCCCCCCCCCCCAGACAUGUACGGUCUGGGACAUCUCGACCCGAGUACCCGUAACUCAACUGAUCGCGCACGAUCGAGAAGUCUAUGACGUCGCAUGGUCCCCCGCCUCACGCGACGUCUUCGCCUCCGUCGGUGCCGACGGUUCGGUCCGGAUGUUCGACCUCCGUUCCCUGGAACAUUCCACGAUCCUCUACGAAGCGACGUCCCCUUCCACUUCGGGUUCUUCAUCCAACAAGAAUGGCGGUGGUGGGCGGACUUCAUCGAACCAAUCGCAUGGUUCGCCCAACCCAGGUUCGAAAACUCCGCUCCCCCCAAGUCCUUUGUUGCGCCUCGCCUUCUCCCCGACCAGUCCAACGUAUCUCUCGAUCGUACAUGCCGAUUCGACGCAUGUCCAGAUUUUGGAUACGAGGAGUCCAGGGGUGCCGGUGAUGGAAGUGAGAGGGCAUGCGGCGAGUGUGAAUGGGAUGGCCUGGGGGGGUUCGACGUUGCAUUCUUCUGGGGGUGGUGGAGGGGGUGGGGAUACGGCCGGCCCGGGGUGGUUGGCUACGUGUUGUAAGUGGCUCAUUUUGGGGGGUGUUUCAGUUUUAAGGAAAAGAACUAAAUUCGAAGGCCGAUCUACCACAGCGGACGACUCGACCCUCCUCCUUUGGGACCUUUCUACCUCCCCUUCCCCACCGACGACCUCUUCCACACGAGCAGCAUCCACAACAUCAGGAUCGGCCACUUUGACGGGUCCCAAGAUGAUCACGACCCCUUCUUUGAGUUAUUCAGCACCGGGGGAGAUCAAUGCGGUCGCUUGGGGUGGAGGGGGCGAAUGGCUUGCGGCGGGAUGUGGCAAGACGGUGAGGUGUUUGAAAGUUUAG
Microbotryum saponariae is the source of this 2039-nucleotide messenger RNA. The record is from the annotation of a GenBank genome assembly. Lineage: Eukaryota; Fungi; Basidiomycota; Microbotryomycetes; Microbotryales; Microbotryaceae.